Messenger RNA from Fomitopsis serialis, 688 nucleotides. RefSeq lists its product as uncharacterized. The record is from RefSeq and is a predicted model, not a curated record. The coding region runs from base 70 to 609 and encodes 179 amino acids. The transcript is spliced from 2 exons. Lineage: Eukaryota; Fungi; Basidiomycota; Agaricomycetes; Polyporales; Fomitopsidaceae.
UCGCCGUCGGCGGAAGAGAUAGUUUAUCCUCGUGAAAAAGCUCGCGCCCCGAAAGCCUCUCAUCUUUGCAUGGAGGUCGGCGACGAGAACGAGGACGGCUACGAAGCCGGAUGCGAGAGCGACCCCGAUGCUCUCGCACGCACGCGACACCUCCGGAGCAAGCGCAGACACAGUUCCAGUCGCGCUCGCACGGAGACUGUCGCGUCCUCCGGCAUGAAGGCGUACGUUGGUCUCGGCCUGGGACUCCCCUCGGGGGUCCUUCCUCAGCCGCACAGGAGACCAGCGUACGGCUUCGACGAGGUCGACGAUAUCCCCAAAAGCUCCGCCAUCGUUGUGGAGAGGGGUAUCUGUCGUCCUCGGGCUGGGCGGACGUGGGACAGCUGGCCGCCUGUCGCGCCGUCCCCGUCACUGCUGCCCAGUCCCACCCUGGCGUUUGGUCCGUCGCGGACCUGCCUGUCUCCGGGUAGCCCUGCGUGGCCUCGGGUGUCGAUAGCGCCGUCGCCGUCGAUGCUGCCGAGCCCACGGUUUGCGUUCAUGGGUACUCCGAGGCGGCCGGCGUGGCCUCCGGUAGCACCGUCGCCGUCGAUGCUACCGACGCCUGUAUUCUGAUGCUGUAUCAGUGGCUUGCCUGGAGCAAUACCACUUGUACUGAGUAGUAUCAGAAUUGGAUAUUGAUCAACGGAAAGAC